AAGGUUUUGCUGAAACAAAGAGUAAUAAUCACAAAUGUAACUCUAGAAAACAUAUUAUUUUAGUAGAACCUUUGUUAUUAAUGGGAAUUUUAGAGGCCUCAAGCAAAAGUAGGUUCCAGCUGUGGAGCUCUUUUGGAAGACUGCCAGGACCUUGCUGGGCAUCCCUGAUCUCCACUGAUAGUCUGGCAUUGAGACCCUAGCAUGUGCAAAGCUAGGGCAUUCAGAGACUGUCACUCAGACAAUAAAGUGACACAAAGAUCAUUAUCUCUUAUUCAAGUGGAUCCUACUACAUUUCGUGUUUAGAUCAGUUUGCUGGCAUCUAUAGAAAUGUAGAGUUGCUCUCAAAAUCACACCAUGCAUUUCCUUUAUUGAUCAACCCACACGUGUGCUAUGGGUGCCCCUGCCAUUUGCUAGCAUCCCAUCAUUUGUUAGACUGGGAAAGGAUAGUGAAGUUGGAUUGGCCGUCUUUCGGCCUGAAGAAAAGUUUGGGAUUGGUUUCUACAUUUGCGGGAUUGAUAAAUAUAACAAGCCUGGAGACAGACAUCAAGGCAUCAUACAGAGACCAGAAGGAAUACAGAGCGGUGCCUCCUUGCAUUUUCACUCCUGAGCCUCUUCCACAUAAAAUGCAAUCCUUUCAAUUUUCUGCUGUAGCAGAAAGUUGGUCUCCCUCUUUGACCUCCAUGACUUUCCUCUUUUUUCUGGUAACAUUCCCAGGCUCACGGAGCACAGAGUAGAGUGUGCAACAGUACCCAGCAGAUGUUCAUCUGAUGUCCUCUAUAUCCCAAUUCCUCAGUGAAAAAACUUUUAGGGUCUUUCACAUUGUUUUGCUUUCAUGGGUAAUUUGUAGUUAUUUUAUUCAUUCCAUUUAAAAAUACAGAAGUCAAAACACACUGUGUUUUAAAAACAUGAGUGUUCAGAGCAUCUUUAAGAAUCUCUACUCGGGAUAUGAAAACUUAGACGGAGAAGGUCACAGAUAUGGCGGCUGUCAGGAUGGGAAAACUGAUAACCAUACCUGCAGGUCUGAUGUGUGCAUCUAUAAGUGUACAUGCAGCCAAAGAAGAAGAAUUGAAAAAGCAGCUAGUAAAACCAGAGCAGCUCCCCAUAUAUACCACACCACCUCUCCAGUCUAAAUAUGUUGAAGAGCAGCCUGGUCAUUUACAAAUGGGCUUUGCAUCCAUCCGUAAAACAACUGGUCAUUAUAUUGGCUGGUGUAAGGGUGUUUAUGUCUUUGUGAAAAAUGGGAUAAUGGAUACAGUACAAUUUGGAAAAGAUGCUUAUGUCUAUCUGAAGAAUCCACCUAGAGAUUUUCUUCCAAAAAUUGGAGUGAUUACAGUUUCAGGAUUAGCAGGCUUGUUUUCAGCAAGAAAAGGUUCCAGGUUUAAGAAAAUUGCUUAUCCCUUGGGACUGGCCACUUUAGGAGCAACUGUUUGCUACCCAGUUCAGUCAAUAAUAAUUGCAAAGGUAACUGGGAAAAAGGCAUAUACUACAAGCCAGCAAAUUUAUGAAGCAGUUAAAUCAUUGUGGACAAAAAACAACAAAAAAGAGUCACUCCCUAAACCUAAAGAAAGAACUAAGAUAGAAAACUCUGGUGAAAUAGAAAUAUCUGCAAAAACAACUCACAACCUGAAAUUUUCAGUGCCUUUGUCAACAGAACUCAUCUUUGAAACAAAGACAGAAUCGGAAUCUACCUCAGGUGCUACACAGUUUAUGCCUGACCCCAAGCUCAUGGAUCACGGGCAGUCCCAUCCAGAAGAUAUAGAUAUGUACAGCACUAGAAGCUGAAAUAGUCUGCAUAGAGAACUACAAGAUGUGUGAAGUUGAAAAUAAUGAUGAAAAAAUCAUGUAAAGGGUAACUGUGAUACAUAGAAUAUAACCUAAACCAAGUUUUUCCCGUACAUCUUCUAAUGUAGUGUACAGUUUGACUAAUCACAUAAGUGAUUAAAACACAAACUGAAUUCAAUUCAAACAAUAUUAAAUGAUUGACAAAGAGGCAGAAGUAGAAGUAUUGGGAUGCAUUGAAUGAUUUUUAGCGGUGUUUACAAAAAUAGACUAAAUAUAUAAACACUGAUGAGACUAAAAUCUGAGCAAAUAUGUAUGUGGGCACAUAAAUAUUUAUACAGAUACACAUAUAUAUUUGUUUUACCUUUUUGAAACUAAUGUCAGCUAAAUUAGAAUAUUGUGUGGAAGGAUGUGUUCCCCACUUUUUCAUUUCCCAGAGUUGGAAUAAAAUACUCAUAUUUUAUGAAAAAAAAAAAAAAAGAAUCUCUACUCGGGAAACA
This is a messenger RNA of Felis catus (domestic cat), 2279 nucleotides long. RefSeq names its product MICOS complex subunit MIC27. Lineage: Eukaryota; Metazoa; Chordata; Mammalia; Carnivora; Felidae. Gene Ontology annotation, cellular component: MICOS complex. Gene Ontology annotation, biological process: cristae formation. The transcript has a single exon. The coding region runs from base 976 to 1782 and encodes 268 amino acids. The record is from RefSeq and is a predicted model, not a curated record.